AAGCGAUGCGAUUACUAUCAAUCUCCGUCAUCUUCCGCAUUAACUCCUAAAAGAAGCAAAAGAGUUUGAUUUCGUCUUCGAGCUCGCGAUCUUUAGCUUCCACGCGACAGAACCCUUCAAAUUGACGUCGAUUUGGUUCCGACUGUUUUCCGGUGAAGUUGAUUCAGAGGGUAUUCGAUGGCAUACGUCGACCACGCGUUCUCGAUAUCGGACGAGGACCUAAUGAUUGGGACUUCGUACACCGUCAGUAAUCGACCGCCGGUGAAAGAGAUCUCACUCGCGGUGGCUCUCCUCGUGUUCGGAACCCUAGGAAUUGUUUCCGGUUUCUUCAUGGCGUACAAUAAAGUUGGUGGUGAUCGAGGCCAUGGGAUCUUCUUCAUUGUCCUCGGGUGUCUUCUGUUUAUCCCAGGGUUUUACUAUACACGGAUUGCAUAUUACGCUUACAAAGGAUACAAAGGUUUCUCCUUCUCAAACAUACCAUCGGUUUAACCCCUUAUGAAUCCUCGGUCUCUUCUCUCUUACUCGAUGUAUAGGUGGUUGUUUCUGAGGGCAGGUUUUAUUUUGCUUAAAAGCAAUGACUUCUUCUCUUUAGUGUGAUUUUAAUUUUUAACAUUACUUGAAUGAUCCAUGUUUGAUAUGUAUCUCUAGUUUUAGUAGGUGAAUGAAAUUUCGUUUUAACA
Messenger RNA from Eutrema salsugineum, 680 nucleotides. Its product is annotated as transmembrane protein 230. NCBI's taxonomy places the organism in Eukaryota, Viridiplantae, Streptophyta, Magnoliopsida, Brassicales, Brassicaceae. The coding region runs from base 178 to 489 and encodes 103 amino acids. The transcript is spliced from 2 exons. The record is from RefSeq and is a predicted model, not a curated record. Gene Ontology annotation, cellular component: endomembrane system.